Messenger RNA from Selaginella moellendorffii, 2175 nucleotides. RefSeq names its product WRKY transcription factor WRKY51. The coding region runs from base 528 to 1562 and encodes 344 amino acids. The record is from RefSeq and is a predicted model, not a curated record. The transcript has 3 exons. Gene Ontology annotation, molecular function: sequence-specific DNA binding; DNA-binding transcription factor activity. Lineage: Eukaryota; Viridiplantae; Streptophyta; Lycopodiopsida; Selaginellales; Selaginellaceae. Gene Ontology annotation, biological process: regulation of DNA-templated transcription.
UCUAAAGUCCACGAUCGAUUAAACAGAGUGAGUGCUGUUUUGGCUAGGGCGAAUCGACCAUUUUCCCCUUGGAAGCUUAUCACACCUGAGCGCCAUCGAUCGAUCAAUCCACUGUCACUCCAAGCAUUGGUGAGUUCGUCCUGGAUCAUCGUUUUCCUCGCCCUUGGAGGCCCCUUUCCUCUUUUUCUCGCUUCCUCGUCGAUCUAAUGCUCGCCCAACCGAGAAGAGGGAGCCGUGCGUGCGUGUGUGCGUGUGACUGCCGUGACUGACCUUGGCAAACACGACGAAGGCAGCGACGACGACGAGGGUGAACAGCCAAGAAAACUCUUCUUUUCCACGGCGACAAGCGCGCUGCGUCGUUGACCCCUCCAUCUUUCUCGCUCUGAUCGCUCGCUGACCUUCCAAUCCCAUCUUUCCCUCUUCUCUCCCGUGUUCUUGAGCUCGUGCUUGCAAUCUUGGUAGAAAUCCCCUGCUCUUCCCAAAUUUCUUUCUAGUCUCUAGAGUUCUUCUUGCCAGAUCUUCUAGCCAUGACAGAGGUCCUCACAAAUUUCAUCUCCUACGAGCCCGAUCGCUCCAAGGCCGCGAUGGAUUGCUACGAGGCCGUGUCGGAGGUCGCCAAGACGGGGCUCGACAACGCGCAGCGCCUCAUCCAGAUGCUCUCCCAGCGCGCCGCCGGUCCCUCCUCCUCCUCCACGGCGCUCGAUCUCCACCUCCACAGCCAGCGGCACCACCACGACGACGAUCCCGCGUGUAGCACCGCGGCGCUCGAGGCCAUCUCCAGCUUCCGCAAGGUCGUCUCUCUCCUCAGUAGAACAGGCCACGCUCGAUUCCGCCGCGGCCCAGUUGGCGGCGCUGGAAGCUCGAGCUCCCUCCAGGCAUUCGCGGAGGCGCCCCACUGCCCGCCGCGGGCGGCGCCGCCGGAUCUCCGCCACGGCGCUUCCGCUUCCAGGGACUCUUCGUACGAUUUCCUGCCCAGAUCGAAGCUCGUCGCUGCCGCCGCCGCCGCGGGCGUCUCGUCCCACACCAACGUCUCGACGAGCUCCACGGCGCCGCUGUCUAACACCUCGCUCUCCACGACGCGAUCGGCCGCCACUUUCAGCAUGGAUUGCGUGAGCGUCGGGAGUGGCGACGCUCGCCCGCCACUCCCACCGAUCUGGCCCAGGAAUCCUGGCGGUGGAGGAGGAGGAGGAUCUUCCGCCACCAACAAGAGGAAAUGCAGUGGCAAGCCGGAGGAUCACGCGUCUCUCAAGUGCCACUGCUCCAAGAGAAGGAAGCUGCGAUUGAAGAGGACGAUCAAGGUGCCAGCGAUCAGCAACAAGAUGGCGGAGAUCCCACCCGACGAUUACUCGUGGAGGAAGUACGGGCAGAAGCCGAUCAAGGGGUCGCCACAUCCGAGGGGCUACUACAAGUGUAGCAGCAUGCGCGGCUGCCCGGCUCGCAAGCACGUCGAGAGAUGCCUGGAAGAUCCCUCGAUGCUCAUUGUCACGUACGAGGGCGAGCACAAUCACAACCAGGGAUCAUCCAUCGCGGUUGCUCCUCCGCCUCCUCCGCCGCCGGCGUAACGCGAGAGAAGAAGUGGUGGAAUCUUUGCGUUUUCUUCUUCCGCGCUUCGUCCAUCCGUUUUGCAGCGCUGAUCUAUACGUUUUGGAGGGAUUUGGGGGCGAGAAAACAAAAAAGAAAGGAUGGAUGGAGUGUGAGACGAGAGGCCCGAUGAGAUUCGUGAUGAUCGGAUCGGCGCGAGAGGAGACAAGCGCAGCAAAAAAGAAAGCAAAAGAUUCUCUCCACCUUGAAACGGGUCAACGGGAGGAUUCGGCGGUGGCGGUGAUGGUGGGCAGCGGAUAUUCGCUUCUUUUAUUUGGUGUUUGACCGGUGGUGUGGUGCGGAAUCUCGCCAUCACGAACACAAGAAAACAAGGCAAAGGCAGGGCUUUUGGAGAAUAGAAAAAAUGGGAAAAGCAAAGUGGACAGUGAGGAAAUAGCUGGCGUGAUGGAUGGCUACACAAUACUCAUGAAAGGGGUAGAAAAUUCGCAGAUGGGACGUACACUGGCACAAGUUUGACUUCUCGGCUGUCCCUGCGACGAGGAACAGUGGUGGCACACCCGCACUCACCAAACAGAAAACAAAGGAAAACUUUGGUGGUCAACCGUUUAAUUUGAUCUUCUUUGUUUAAUAGCA